This is a messenger RNA of Fragaria vesca subsp. vesca, 1420 nucleotides long. RefSeq lists its product as uncharacterized. Bases 476 to 1387 code for a protein of 303 amino acids. The transcript has 3 exons. NCBI's taxonomy places the organism in Eukaryota, Viridiplantae, Streptophyta, Magnoliopsida, Rosales, Rosaceae. The record is from RefSeq and is a predicted model, not a curated record.
CCCAUGAAACUGAGAGAGGUUUCAAUCCAAUCCAACACUUUGGACUACCACUUCUCUCUUCAGUUUAAGAUGUGAGACUGAGAAAAAACAGCAGCUUCUCAGUUGGGUUCAGUUUGUUGUUGUUGUUGUAGUUUUGGUUCUUUUGGCUUCUCGGCAUCUCAUGUGGGCAUGUCAGCUAAAGCAAAGUCUAGAGAGAGAAAGAGAGAGGGUAGAGAGAGAAAGUGAGAAGCUUUUUUCAAAGAUUAAGCCUUUACAGCAAUUACCCAGUUGCUGUUUUCUUUUGCUUCAUUAGGCUGUCACAAUCUUGAGUGAUGAAUCAAGAGCUAGUUUGCUUACCAGAUCAAGUCAAAGCUGGAGGAGUCAGAUUCUGAAGCAAUUCUGAGAUAGACUGCUUGGGUUUGUCUUUCCUUCUGAUCAGUCAAUUGAGGGGCCCAAUCACUUUUGAAAAUCCUGAGAGAGAGUAUUUGCAUUGAAAAUGAGGGAUUUCCCAUCUUGUUUUGGUGAAAAUGGGGUUCAAGUUGCUGAUUCUUCUUCUUCGUCGAAUAAUCAUAAUACUAGUAGGACUGCCCAGAAUUUGGUUACUUGUAUCUAUCAAUGCCGGUUGCGUAAUCGGUCUUGCUUGAUUACUGUCACAUGGAGUAGGAAUUUGAUGGGUCAAGGCCUUAGUAUUGGAAUAGAUGAUUCUUCGAAUCAGUGUCUUUGUAAGGUGGAUAUUAAACCUUGGUUGUUCUCCAAAAGAAGAGGGUCCAAGAGUUUAGAAGCUUAUUCUAGUAAAAUUGAUAUAUAUUGGGACUUUUCUUCUGCAAAAUUCGGAUCCGGGCCUGAACCUGUUGAUGGAUAUUAUGUGGGAAUUGUGGUGGACCGGCAGAUGAUUCUCCUUCUUGGAGAUAUGAAAAAAGAAGCUUUCAAAAAGACUAGUGCCAGCCCUGCGUCUUCUAAUGCUGGUUGCAUUGCCAGGAGAGAGCACAUUUUUGGGAAGAAGGUGUUCACCACCAAGGCUCGGUUUUGUAAUGAUGGUCAAGUUCAUGAUCUUGUAAUUGAAUGCGACACUGUUGGGGUCAAUGAUCCGUGUCUCAUUGUCCGUGUGGACAGUAAGACGGUGAUGCAGGUGAAGAGACUUCGGUGGAAGUUUCGGGGAAAUCACACCAUCUUGGUUGAUGGGCUUGCAGUUGAAGUUUUCUGGGAUGUGCACAAUUGGCUCUUUGGUUCAUCACCUGGAAGUGCUGUGUUUAUGUUCAAGACAUGCCUCUCAGCCGAGAAGUUGUGGUCUGGCCAACCACAAUCUGAUCCAAGUGCCCUGCAGUGGUCAUUUUCACAGAGGUUUUCAGACAGCAAGUCACAAGGGCUAGGGUACUCGCUCAUGCUGUAUGCUUGGAAGAAUGAAUAGAGGAAGUUGGAAUUUCUCCAUUGAUUACUAACA